UGCAGGAUCAGCUACGUGGAUCCCGUGAGCAGCGUCAGGAGCCGUCGGGAGAACCUUUACCACAAGUGGUUCUUCUGGUGUGAAUGUAGCCUCUGUGAGAACCAGGAGAGAACCAGGAUGGAGAAUUCCAUCAUGUGUGAGAAUGCUGAGUGCCGGGCACCUAUAUACAUCCCUGAGACGGGUGAGGGCCAGGCACCAGCGGUGCCACAAGCGGCUUCAAAAGACGGACACCAGGAGACUUCGACGAAGGAGACGACUGCUAGACAGUGGCAGUGGAGGAUGCUGAGAGACCAACAGAGGAACACACCGGCAGAAGGAGACCAGCAGAAGGUGUCGAGCAGGGAAGUCCAGCAGGAGGGAGAGUUGAGCGAGGAGAGACAGCAAGAGCCAGUAUGCAGCGAGUGUGGGUGUUCAGUCAGCAGCGCCACCCUCAGGAGAUAUCAAGAUGCCGUCGAUUUCACGAAGGAGAAACUCAAAUCUAUGAGCGAGGAAGAUCCCAACGUGGAGGAGUGUCUGGAAAUGAUAGAGAAGCAAGGCAGCAUCUUCCAUCCCUUCAACGUGUGGAGAUUUCGAACGCUGGACUUUGCUUUCAACGUGGCUGUCUUCAACGGGUUCUGGAGCCGCGCCCUGGCCUACGGCGAGGAGAAUCUCAAAGGGAUGAGGUACUGCUAUGGCUCCGACCAUCCCACCUUCUGCCUGUUCCUCUUCAAGCUGGGUAAGGCCAAGAUAUACUUCAAGGAGUUCCGAGAAGGUCUUCGUCUGCUGGAGGAAGCUGAGCCUCAGCUUAAAAUUGCCCUGGGACCUGACCACUACAUUCUUGAAGACCUGAAUGUCGUGAGUCUUCUGGCCAAUGAGGACGUAGAGAUCUGCAUGGAGCGCCGUAACGAGGCCUACAGGAAGCAGAACGAGGUUGAAAUGGAGGCCAAGGACAGAAAGAAGACAGAGAAGAAGCAACUCCAGAUCUUCAACACCAUUACCUUGCUGGGUUCGACAGUAACAAUGGAUCAGAAGAGCUCUCUAUAGUACCCCCUUAAUUUUAACGUUUUCUCUCGUGAUCUGAUUUUAGUACAAUCUCCUAGAAAUUCAUUUAAUAUUUUAAUGAUAGACUUUUAAGGACUUGUACAUCCCGACAAGUUUAGUAGAAAAUUGUUCAUUAGAACGGGUCGUGGGCACUCUUUUCAUCAGAGCACUGUCAGCGUACUCCUCUCACAUACUGAGUGGCCAUGGUUCAGUUCCCGGCACAGGUGGAAACGUUGGGCAUGUUUCCUUACACCUACUGUCCCUGGUCACCUAGCAGUAAGUAGGUACUUGGGUGUUAGCCGACUAAUGUGGGUGGCAUCCUGGGAGUUAAGAUUAAAGGACCAUAAUAGAAAUAAGACAGACAGUCCUCGAUGACCCACUGACAUUACUGGGUUAUCCUGGGUGGCUGACUCUCAGGGUUUAAAAUCCAAAGAAAAUCUUAACAUGGGAAUUGUUUCCUAUAUAUCAUCACUCGUAUAUUUCCAUUUAUUAUCUUAAUAUCUGUACCGGCUGGUAUUUCUGCUGUUGAUUAUUACUGCUGCUACUACUACAGUUACUAGUAAUGUUACUACCAAAUACUACAACUGAAGCCACUACCUGUAAUCCUGUUACUACUGUGUGCUACUGCUAUUGUUGUUGUUGUUGUUGUUGCUGCUGCUUCUACUACUACUGAGGAGAGAUAUUCAGUCAUACAAAGUAGCUGAAGGUUGCUCACAGUGCAUAUAUUGUCUAUGUCUGAACACUAAAUACAUAUAUGGGAUAAUAUUUAAUUGAAUCCUAGGUAUUUUCUGCUCACUGGACAAUAUAACACUGUUGAUGCUGCUUCUGCUGUUGCUGCGGCUGCUCCUGCUGCUGUUAUUAUUACUAGUUUAAACUAUUCUGUGGUUAUUUUCUACACAGGUGUGAUGUAUGUCAGCGUCUCCGAGGUCAGUUCUUGCAUACAUCUUUGAAUUAUUUCCAUAAGAAUACUAUGAUCUGUUAUGUAAUAAUAUCAGAGAGUUAUCCAGUGUGUAUGGACGGCUGUUUGUUUACAAAAUGAAGUAUGUUACGAAAUACCCAUUUUCCUUUCAAAAUAUUAAACUUAAAUAUGCCUUAUAUCUUGCAUUAUAUAGAUUGUAACACUUGCUAUAUAUGCAUGCUUUUGUGUAUGUAUAUAAAGAUACAGGUAUAAUGCUCAGUCUGAGGUGUGAGUUACAGUAUAUGGAGAGUAUAUUGGAACACUCCGGCCCCUGUGAGACACAUACCUCAGCUUUCUCCAGGUUAGAUAAGGCAAGGUUUGUCAAGAGGAUAAGUAUUUCCUUACGAGGGCCUUAGUCAUGACCCACAGCUGAAGCUUUUGGUCAUCUGACCGAGGAAUUCCGCUGACAUACCGGUCCACCCCCCCCCCACACACACACCCCCUUUAAAAAUUAUGGUUCAGCUUUCUCCAGUCAACCUGUUCACUUAUGAGUGAAAAUUGACUUUUAUAGCUGGUAAAAUUAGUAUAAGCAAGGAGUUACAAUUAAAUACAUAUCUUGUAAAAAUUUAUUUUUUUAUUUUCGUUGAAAUUUUGAGGUGGUUAAUUUUUUUAAUCCAUAUUGUUGUUAGGUCAGACAAGAAGCCUUAAGCACCAUAACACUGAGCACAAAAUACUUUAAAAUGAUGUUUUAACUUAAUAUUCAGGUCGCGGGGUUUAAGUAUAUUACAUAAAUUCAGUAUACAAGAGUCAUAUUACAGAAUUUUAAUGCACCGAAUAAGUUGUAUACAAAUUACAGAGGUUCACUAAAAGGCCGUCAGUCGUGGACAACGAUCCAGGAGGGAGAGAAACGUUGUUCUCAGGUUCCUUUCCUAAGUGAUGCAGGUUUAAGCUGAAUUGUUCCAGCUACGGUAUUGUGACUUUCUGGUUCUUCAGUACAAAGGUGUAGGUGGAAAAUUUCUGCGACUGUGUAGUCGCGCAGUCCAGCUGUGUCCGCGGAAGCUUUACACGUGAGACAUAAUACCUAUGUAAACACACAGGUGAGUGCAGAUAGAAAGCGUGUAUGUCCUGCACUCAGCAGACGGAGUAUCAAGCCUCCACCACGCCUUGCACUGAAUGAUCCACGUGGGUUUAGCGCUUAACAUGAAUUAUUAAAAUUGAAAUUAAAAAUGUCUGUGUGGUGCAUCGUAGCUACCCAGAGAAUUAUUCUCUGUGAGAGUGAUUGAUGCAUCACGGGAAUGAGUGGAAUUGCUGUCUCAUUUACUAACAACGAUAUUAAGAGAGUUGUGAAACGUCAAGACAUUCUCCUGAAACAAGAAUUAUGUCAAAGGUUCUUGGUAUCCACUUGGAGGGUUCAUCAGUGCCACGGGGACAUAAGAACAUAAGAAAGAAGGAACACUGCAACAGGCCUACUGACCCAUGCGGAGCAGGUCCAUGUCCCCCCCCCCGGAUUAGACCAAUGACCCCCCCCCCGGAUUAGCCCAAUGACCCACCCAGUCCGAUCAUCUCCACUCAAGGAUGGAGUACUGCACCAGACCCAGCAGCACAAGCUAGUCAGGUCCAACUCACACCCACCCACACCCACUAAUGUAUUUAUCUAACCUAUUUUUAAAAAUACACAACGUUUUAGCCUCAAUAACUGUACUCGGGAGUUUGUUCCACUCAUCCACAACUCUAUUACCAAACCAGUGUUUUCCUAUAUCCUUUCUGAAUCUGAAUUUUUACAACUUGAAACCAUUGCUGCGAGUCCUGUCUUGGCUGGAAAUUUUUAGCACGCUAUUUACAUCUCCUUUAUUUAUUCCUGUUUUCCAUUUAUACACCUCGAUCAUAUCCCCCCUAAUUCUACGCCUUUCGAGAGAGUGCAGAUUCAGGGCCUUCAGUCUAUCCUCAUAGUGAAGAUUUCUGAUACAUGGGAUCAUCUUUGUCAUCCUCCUUUGUACGUUUUCCAGAGUAUUUAUAUUCAUUCUGCGAUGAAUGGUUUUGAAAAUCGACAAGUUGAAGAUUGAGACACUUAUGCACCAUAUGGGAAUCUUUAUUUAGGAAACGUUUCGCCACACAGUGGCUUCAUCAGUCCAAUACAAAGCAGAGAGGUGCAAGAAGAGGAGGAGAUUGAGGUA
Molecule: messenger RNA, 4092 nt
Organism: Cherax quadricarinatus
Lineage: Eukaryota; Metazoa; Arthropoda; Malacostraca; Decapoda; Parastacidae
Source: RefSeq, a predicted model, not a curated record